GCCUUCCGGAUGAUAAGGUGAAUUUAUUAAUGAUGCGUGAAAUAGCAUUUUGCAACAAUUCAGAUGUUAUCUACCCCUCCCUCUCAAUGGUCUUAUAAUUGCACAGACCACGUUUAUGACUGCAGAUUGCAACAGCAUACGUAUGUGGUUUGAACGACUGGUCCAUGUUAAUUUGUCAUUUACAUUUGUUUGGGUUUCAUUCAUUAACUGCAAUUUUUCACGGUAGGUCACAUAUUUAUGGCACCCUCCCCUUUAAGGGUAGCUGCGCCUUUAAGCGUUAUGUAGGGAGGCGAGUCGAUGUAGGGCGACUGUGUGCGUUGCGCUCGCCUUGCCGUACUCAUCAUGGCUCCGAACCAGCCGCCGUUCUCCUUGGCGAGGAGCAGACGAGCCAGCGGUCUCUCGAUUCCCAGACCGGAGACGAACGUCAAGCCGAAACAGAGGCACCGGUAGAGAGAGGGGCGCACCGGGGGGAAAGCCUCCUCUUGGCACCCUGGUCUCCUCCUCGAUGUCUUCGUCAAGAGCCACGUACAGCCAUUUGACAAAGAGGGGUGCGAACCCGGGCGGCAGCGGCGGCGGCAGCAGCAGCAGCAGCAGCGGCAGCGGAAGAAACAUGAACAGGGAUUAUUCUAUUAAUCUGUCAGUGCAGCAAGUGCUGAGCCUGUGGGUGCAAGGCACGGUACCGAGGCUCCAACACUUUACAGAGAUGUGGUACUGGGUGUUCCUGUGGUGUCUGUUCUCGUCUCUGUUUGUGCACGGGGCGCUGGGGCUGCUGAUGCUGGUGAUGCUGCAGAGGCACCGACGCGGACGACUCAUCACGCUGGUCCUCAUCAGCGUAGGAUUCCUGGCCUCCCUCACAGGGGGGGUCAUCACCAGUGCAGCAGUAGCAGGUGUGUACCGUGGCGCAGGCAAGGACAUGGCACCUCUGGAGGCCCUGGUGUUCGGCGUGGGCCAGACCACCCUCACCGUCCUCAUCUCCUUCUCCCGCAUCCUGGCCACUCUCUAAUUGGACACGCAGAGUGACUGCCACACCUAUCCACCAAUGGACGGAAGACACAAGCAGGAAGGGGGAGGGACAUGGCUCGCGACAGGUCCAUGAUGAGGAUGUGAAGGAUAGGAGGCUGGAUGAUUUCGGCCCCGCUGGAUGUGAUGCAACUUCCUCUCUGGACUAAAUGUUGUCUGGUGUGAUGGCCGUGGACUUGGAUGAAGGGCCUCUUCGGUGAGCACCACACGCCCUAAUGGUGGCACACACCAGAUUCAGAAGGGAGUUGGACUCUUCCGGACUACACCGCUGCAUUUGGCGACCGCCAGCCAACAGAACUGAAAGUGUGUGCAUCUACGUCUGUGCCAUUGGCUCUUGGCCAUCCAGCGUUGCAGAGCAGAGCAGCGUAACAGCAUGGCUGCCUCUCUCCUGAAAAAUCUCCCCCUUGGCUUUUUGAUGUUUUUGCUGCACUUGUGGGGGAAAAAAAACUCCAACUUUAAAAUGAAAACAUUGAAAUAACCAGUACUGUAAGGUAAAA
Clupea harengus (Atlantic herring) is the source of this 1517-nucleotide messenger RNA. It is a transcript of the gene tmem170b, whose product is annotated as transmembrane protein 170B. Gene Ontology annotation, cellular component: plasma membrane. The record is from RefSeq and is a predicted model, not a curated record. Lineage: Eukaryota; Metazoa; Chordata; Actinopteri; Clupeiformes; Clupeidae. Gene Ontology annotation, biological process: negative regulation of canonical Wnt signaling pathway.